Messenger RNA from Spodoptera exigua (beet armyworm), 1069 nucleotides. The record is from the annotation of a GenBank genome assembly. Lineage: Eukaryota; Metazoa; Arthropoda; Insecta; Lepidoptera; Noctuidae.
AUGUGGAUUGAGGUUACGGGAGCAGGUCAUGGCAUCGGAAGGGAGUUGGCCAUUCAGUUCGCAGAGUUGGGCGCCACCGUCAUAUGUUGGGACAGCGAUGCUCGGAGAAAUAAUGCUGUCGUCGAUGAAAUAAGAUUAAAAGAUGGAGAGUGUUACGGCUACACAAUAGACGUGACAGCUCGUGAACAAGUAGCAGCCGUAGCACUGCGCAUGCGACGGCAGCUGACCGACGUGUCGAUGGUGGUGAGCAACGCGGGGCUCCUGACCUGCGCACCCAUCAGUCAUCUGCGACAAGACGCCAUUAUGAAGCUCAUCGAGACCAACCUGCUUUCACAUUUUUGGGUCAUUCAAGCAUUCCUGCCCAAUAUGAUAGAGCGGCGGCAUGGGCAUAUAAUCGCGAUAAACUCCAGCGCAGGCCUAAUGCCUUGUGCCGAUAUGAUUCCGUACUGCGCAGCGAAAUUUGGACUAAAAGGACUAAUGGACUCAAUAACAGAAGAGCUGAGGUUGGACAUGUGGACUAAGAACAUCAACACCACAUCAGUUUACCUGGCAACAGUUGCCACCGGCAUGUACCCACAGCCUUCGCAUCGCUUCACCGCGUGGUACUCCGAAGUCACGGCGAAACAAGCAGCUAAGACUAUUAUUGAAGUUGGCAAACGAGCAGACGGAUCACCUGAUGGUAAGCGAUCGGCGCCGCCCAUGGACAUCCGCAACACCAGAGGAGCCACAGUUUUUAAACGAGCACUGAGGCGUGUUUACCGUCGGAGCAUUCGAGUGGUACUAAACUAAAACUACACCGCGAUGUUGAGUUUGGUGGACUUUCAGUUAGGACAUUUUUUUGUCACUGAUUGUGUAUCUAGUUCUUUAUUAGUGAUCGAUGGGCCAAUCGCGUAAUACUAGCUGCAUUCCUAUUUGACGAUAAGACGACAGGUCCACGUUGGCCCCAUUUAGUGAAUAAAAAAUGGUAGCUAUACACUUCAUUACCAGUAGCUGGUAGUAAAUAAAUGCAUAAAUAAGCUAAAGAGAGAAUUCAUCUGCCAAUUUCUGCAGUGAUCUGUUUUCUCUUUUC